Molecule: messenger RNA, 1479 nt
Organism: Spodoptera littoralis (African cotton leafworm)
Lineage: Eukaryota; Metazoa; Arthropoda; Insecta; Lepidoptera; Noctuidae
Source: the annotation of a GenBank genome assembly
AUGUUGUUCACGCUCGUAUUUACAAUAACAGUUUUGUGUUAUGUGCUAAUACAUAGAAUUUUUUUCAACAAAACUCAUUGGAAGAAGAAAAAUGUCGUGCAAACCAACUUUAAUUUGAUGCUGAAGUUCGUGUUCGGGAAACAGUCCAUGCCAGAGAUAUUGAAGGACAUUUAUAAUGAUCAUCCUGAUGCAUUAUAUGUGGGAACUAUAGCUGGGACCACACCAAUGCUGAUUCUUAAGCACCCUGACGACAUUCAAGCGGUUUUAGCUGGUGAUUUCCAAAACUUUCACAGCCGUGGCAUCAAAUUUGGACCACAUGAUCUAUUAGCCGAUAAUCUGCUCUUUACGAAUGAUGUUAAAAAAUGGAAGCUCUUGAGGAAUAAACUUAGUCCAGUUUUCACAACCUUCAAACUUAAGUAUAUGUUCAAAAUCAUUGAGAAAGUUGCUCGAGACUUUGUUGAAGUCGUUGAAGAUGAUAUCCAUCUGCGACAAGACCCAUUCAACAUUCUAUACACUUACACAACUGCAUCUAUUGGAGCAUCAGUGUUUGGUAUAGAUACACAGAACAAUCAAAACGCUAUGGAUUCACCGUUCUUGGAGAUGACGAAGAAGACCCUGAAGCCAUCUUUGUAUUCAAAUAUUGCUGCUUUGCUUGCGAAUACAAGUCCAAAACUAUAUGAUUUUUUGAACAUCAAAGUGUUUGGAGAGCAUGAGGAAUUUUUCAUUGGUGCUGUACGAGCUGUUCUAGAAGAAAGACAACGCAAAGCUAUUAGAACACAUGAUUUUAUUGACCUCUGUUUGAGCUUGCAAGUCCACGGAUAUAUGCAUGAUUUUACAACAAAUUAUAGUUUGGAGCCAACUGUUGAAAUUUUGGCUGCUCAAGCAUUCUUCUUUUUCCUGGCUGGCACUGAUACCUCAGCUAAUACUAUGCAUUAUACUCUCCUAGAACUAUCAAAUAAUCCCGAAGUGUUACAAAAAGUGCACGAAGAAAUUGAUAAAGUAUUCGAUGAAUGCAAUGAACAGUUUACUUACGAUGAAGUAGAGAAGUUACAAUAUUUGGAUCAAGUGGUAAAUGAAGCAAUGCGCAAGUAUCCUACAAUAGGAGUUAUUCAAAGACUCUGUACUAAAGAUACAGUACUGCCGUCAGGAGUAGCUAUAGACAAAGAUGAAAUUGUAAUGAUAUCGCCAUUUGCAAUGCACAGGGAUGAAAAGUAUUUCCCAGAACCUGAUAAGUUUGAUCCAGAGAGGUUUUCUCCAGAAAAUGUGUCCAAAAUACCUAAGUAUGUGUUUUUGCCGUUUGGAGAAGGAAACCGAAUUUGUAUUGGUGUCCGGUUUGCUCGCCUCCAAGUAAAAGCAGGACUCGCGUGGUUGUUGCGACGCUUCACAUUGGGGGAACAGAAUUGCACUCCGACAUUUGAAAGAAGUCCCUUCGGCCUUAGAAGUCCUACAGAUCGCUAUGAACUGAAACUUAGAGAUUAA